UGACAAAGUAUUCCAUGAUGUGAACCUCGCUUUCCAAAAUACGAAAAUGCCAUCAACACGCAACCAACUCCAACAACCUCGAAGAUCUAACGGUGUUCCGCGCCCGAUCGGCUCCAUUCUGCGUGGCAACAAGAAUCAUGAAUACCAUCGCGAACAUUCUCGCACAGUGAGAAGUAGGCCAUUAAGCACGGAAAUCGCCCUACAAAACGCAGGCUACCGCGACUCGUCACAGAAAAUAUUCAGGUCGUUCCAACAAGAAGCCGUGAAUGAUAAAGACACGAAGAGAAACUCGUGGUGCAUCUGUGAUGCCUCCCUCGAAUCCCUCUCGGACGCAGAUGUCGAGACUCUGACGCGCUGUUCUAAUCGCGAGUGUUCCUCUCCCGGCGAUGGCGUCUUUCAUCUCAUCUGCGUCAAUCUUCCCGACCACCCGCCACGCGGCAUCCCCUGGUUCUGUCCUACAUGCCAUGAAGAAUUUAUCACACCAAACUCUUCAUUGUUGCGGAUGGAAAGAUCCGAUGAUGUGGCGUUUCCAGUCUCGGUCUCGUCGCAUCACACGCGGCGGAUCGAGGCGGGGAGGAGAGAGGGAUUGAGAUAUCAUGGGAGGGCGUUGGAAAGGUGGAUUGCUGAGAUGGCUGAGAAGGAUACAGCUUCUGGGGAAGGGAGUCGCGAAGGUCACCAUGACAAGAAGAGGUUGGGAGAUGAGCAGGUGGUGGAGGGUGAGAUGGAAGUCAAGAUGUAUGGAGAAGAGGUUAUUUACGACUCCAUGUUUGAGACGGACAAAGGCGUCGGUGGAGGGACUCAGCGACGAAAUUCAGACCAGGUUGAUCAGAGGCGAUGACUGUGUCACAUGACAAUGACAAGUUUCCCAGACGGCGACGACGACACCUAGUGAAUGAGAAUAGUAAGGGCUGGCAAUUUGAUUGAAAAGGUCUAUGUGACCUACAUCGACAUGAAACAAUCUGGGUAUCGCGCCUCAAAGAUCGGCCGUUAGAGUGUGCUGUGGAGAGUAAUAAAGACAAUCGCGACGAGCGCCCAACCUCUAUCCCAACGACACAGUGAAGGAAAAUAAGCAAUCUGAAGUGCCAGUGAAGGCACGAAAAAAAUGUACAGCAAAAUCCCCAAAGUAGAAAGACAAACAAAUCAAUCCGACUCUCCUUCCUCUUUUGGCCACGAGGCACAGAAGCUCAGACGCACUGCUGCCCAGUGACGAAGCGCUGCUACAGCCGGCGAUGAAGUCAGGCCAGCAACAGCUACAUUCGAUCCUUUCCCUUCGAAAGGCU
Messenger RNA from Dissoconium aciculare CBS 342.82, 1280 nucleotides. RefSeq lists its product as uncharacterized. The transcript is spliced from 2 exons. Bases 47 to 838 code for a protein of 263 amino acids. Lineage: Eukaryota; Fungi; Ascomycota; Dothideomycetes; Mycosphaerellales; Dissoconiaceae. The record is from RefSeq and is a predicted model, not a curated record.